AUGUUCGAAGUCAUAUUCGAGGUCUAUCCCCGCUCGGAGAAUUGGGAGCUCUACCUCUCUACUGCGGGAGGAUUGCGGCCCCUGUUGGAGUCUCAGAAAGGGUUCAUCGAGAAUGUGCGGUACAAAAGCUUGACACGUCCUGGUUGGGUGCUCUCAUUAUCCGACUGGGACAAUGAGAAAGCGCUGAUUCGAUGGCGAACCCAAAUGAAGCACCACCAUGCUCAAAAAGCCGGGAGACAUGAGAUCCUGGAAGAUUAUCAUCUUCGUGUGGGUCAGGUCACUUCCGACACGAAGCUGCAGAGCUCAAGCGGUGUUCAGAAUUCCACGAAGCAAGAAAGAUUUGACGAAACCGAGGUAGGUGAGGCUAAAACUGUUAGCCUCAUAAACGCGACCUUUAAAACUCCUGAGGGCCAGGGCAGAAUUUCUGCCUAUGAGGUGGUAGAAGCACUAGGCAUCCACACGACGAGCUGCAAAGGUUUAGUGGCGUGGGAUGUCUUCGAAGCCAUCUUGACACCUGGAGACAUGUUGAUUCUUUGCUCUUGGAUUGAUGAGAAGACCGCCACCGAGUCCUUGCAGGGGGUUUCGGAUGGGCAGCGGAUGCGUCAAAUUCGUAUCAUUCGAGACUACGGCAUGUUCGAUCGAAGGGAAGCUCCCCAGUAUUACCCGGACGUCUCCGAGAAAUGA
Exophiala bonariae is the source of this 684-nucleotide messenger RNA. RefSeq lists its product as uncharacterized. The transcript has a single exon. The coding region runs from base 1 to 684 and encodes 227 amino acids. NCBI's taxonomy places the organism in Eukaryota, Fungi, Ascomycota, Eurotiomycetes, Chaetothyriales, Herpotrichiellaceae. The record is from RefSeq and is a predicted model, not a curated record.